Molecule: messenger RNA, 918 nt
Organism: Kalmanozyma brasiliensis GHG001
Lineage: Eukaryota; Fungi; Basidiomycota; Ustilaginomycetes; Ustilaginales
Product: Cytochrome c oxidase assembly protein CtaG/Cox11
Exons: 1
Coding region: 1-918 (305 amino acids)
Cellular component (GO): mitochondrial inner membrane
Molecular function (GO): copper ion binding
Source: RefSeq, a predicted model, not a curated record
AUGCGAACUUCGAGCAUGGCCUGCGCUCGUCGCUCUCCCGUCAGCAUCCAGCGAGGCUCGCCACUGCUUCGAAUGGCGCAUUCGUGGGCGCUCGAAGCGAGCCGACCCACAACCCUUCCGAGUCGACUCUCGACAUCACUAUCGAGACCAUCGCUGCUUCGAACGCACGUUUCGCCAUUCAGCACUUCAGCCCGCACGUUUGCCGAGCCGACACCCACCUCUCGGACCCCAUCGACCACCCGCGCGGCUGCCCUGACCGAAGAGUUCCAGCGUCGUCAACGCGAGUCGUACAAGCGGCGCAACCAGUCGCUCUUCAUGUACUCCGCUGCUUUGAUGGUCUUCACGCUCGGCUUCAGCUACGCUGCUGUCCCGCUCUACCGCGCCUUCUGUUCGGCCACUGGCUUCUCCGGAACGCCCAUCACGGAUCCCGAGCGUUUCGCACCCUCCCGUCUCAUCCCCGCAUACCUCGAUCCGAGCACCAACGCGCCCACCAAGCGAAUCCGCGUCACGUUCAACGCCGACGCCUCAGACGCCAUCCCGUGGUCCUUCACCCCGCAACAAAAGGAGAUCUACGUCCUCCCCGGCGAAACAGCUCUCGCGUUCUACACCGCCAAAAACAAGAGCGAUAAAGACAUUAUCGGCAUCGCAACGUAUAACGUCUCGCCCGACCGCAUCGCACCGUACUUUGCCAAGGUCGAAUGCUUCUGCUUUGAAGAGCAGAAGCUGUUGGCGGGCGAGGAAGUCGAUCUCCCCGUGUUCUUCUUUAUUGAUUCGGACGUGCUCGACGACCCGAGCACCAAGGGGGUGGAUGACGUGGUGCUGAGUUACACGUUCUUCAGCGCAAGGAGGAACGCCAAGAGCGGUCAGCUCGAGCCGGAUACCGAUCUGAGCAAGUAUACUGUUGGGAAGGAUCUUUGA